Molecule: messenger RNA, 540 nt
Organism: Carica papaya (papaya)
Lineage: Eukaryota; Viridiplantae; Streptophyta; Magnoliopsida; Brassicales; Caricaceae
Source: RefSeq, a predicted model, not a curated record
UUCAAUGACUUCUCUUCUUCAUCCCCUCCUCUUUCUCCCCUUUAUAUUUUCUCUCACUUCGUCAAAACACAUUCCCAUGCCUUAUGUUGUUUACAUGGGAAGUUUAUCAAAAGAACCAAAUCAAUUGGUAGAUGUUCAACUACUACAGUCUUCUCAUCUUCAACUCUUAGCCUCCAUUAUUCCAAGGGAAGAGAGUGAGAGAAUACAACUGAUUCACCAUUACCAUCAUGCCUUCAAAGGUUUCUCUGCCAUGCUUACUGAGAAGGAAGCAUCUUUGCUCUCUGGGCAUGAGGAAAUAGUGUCUGUAUUCCCUGAUCCUGUUCUUGAACUCCACACAACUCGUUCUUGGGAUUUCUUGAAGGAGAAUUCAGGCAUCUUCUCACACCUCCCGCCAUCAAAUGAUAUUAUAAUUGGAAUCGUAGACACAGGUAUAUGGCCGGAGUCUCCAAGUUUCAGCGAUGAGGCAAUUGGGAAGAUUCCUUCAAGAUGGAAAGGAACCUGCAUGGAGGGACCUGGCUUCAACAAAUCAAGCUGUAAUAG